UGAGCGAGUCGGGAUUGAGAGUGUUGAAAAAGUGGGUGUCACUGUGCAUCGAGCUCCGCGCGGAUGCAGCGAGCACUUUUAAACACAUAAACGCAACGGUAGACAGUGCAGAAAGUCGAAAGAGGGACACCGCGAUAUUGGCUGUCAGCGACUUGGACUGCACGGAUCCAUUCAAAUUAGGCUACAUGCCGCAAAGAUUCCAGUAUCAGGGUAUCUGAAUUUCUUCUUGAGUUCUGUGGUCCACUGGCCGCGUUUCGUUUGUAUGGAGAUAGUGCAAGACGAAGCGUUUCAGCACCCACUGCUAAUUGAACAGGGAAAUGGUAACAUAUGAACCACAUUGGAAGGAACAUGGUUGAGAGGACCAGUAAAUUUUUGUUCAUUGUUGUCGGAUCUGUUCUCUUCAUGCUGAUUUUAUAUCAGUACGUCGCGCCGGGGAUGAUGAACUUCGGGUCUCCGCACGGUUACAUCGUUGAAGACGAUGCGGAUAUCUUCCCGACUCCCGAUCCACAUUACGUGAAGAAGUACUAUUUCCCAGUUAGAGACUUGGAACGCUCGGUGGAUUUUGACAUCAAAGGGGACGAUGUGAUCGUGUUUCUUCACAUACAGAAAACCGGGGGUACCACUUUCGGGAGGCACCUGGUUCAAAAUGUGAGGUUAGAGGUGCCGUGCGAUUGCAGACCCGGACAGAAAAAGUGUACCUGCUAUCGCCCAAACAGAAAAGAGACCUGGCUGUUUUCACGAUUUUCUACCGGUUGGAGUUGUGGUUUACAUGCCGACUGGACCGAGCUCAUCAAUUGCGUGCCGACAGUGCUGAAUAAAAAGGAGAACAAAUUGAAAAACUUAAGGAAGUACUACUACAUCACGCUGCUGCGGGACCCGGUGUCGCGCUACCUAAGCGAGUGGCGGCACGUGCAACGGGGCGCCACCUGGAAGACCUCGCUGCACAUGUGCGACGGGCGCACCCCGACGCCCGAGGAGCUGCCCGCCUGCUACGAGGGCACCGACUGGUCCGGCUGCACGCUGCAGCAAUUCAUGGACUGCCCCUACAACCUGGCCAACAACCGGCAGGUGCGCAUGCUGGCCGACCUCAGCCUGGUGGGCUGCUACAACAUGUCCUUCAUGCCCGAGAAGAAGCGCGCCCAGAUCCUGCUGGAGUCGGCCAAGAAGAACCUGCGCGACAUGUCCUUCUUCGGCCUGACGGAGUUCCAGCGCAAGACGCAGUACCUGUUCGAGCGCACCUUCCGCCUGCGUUUCAUCCGCCCGUUCAUCCAGUACAACAGCACGCGCGCGGCCGGCGUGGACCUGGACAACGACACCAUCCUGCGCAUCGAGGAGCUCAACGAGCUGGACAUGCAGCUCUAUGACUAUGCCUGGGACCUCUUCCAGCAGCGCUACCAGUACAAGAGGCAGCUGGAGCGCCGGCAGCUGCGUCUGCAGAGGAGCCAGGGGGCCGGGGGGCUUUUUCCCCUGAGGCGCGGCGGCGGCGGUGGUGGUCCCGGCGAGGAUUCUCCGCAGCCCCGUGGAGACGAACCACCGGCACCCGAGGAGGCCGCCCGGCUGCCCACGGAGGACUACAUGAACCACAUCAUCACGCGAUGGUAGCAUAGGGCCUGAGGGGGGCGGACGCCGUGGGCCGGGGGGCGGGAAGGGCAGGGGGUGGCAGAGACUUAAAAAGGGAUGAGAGGGAGAGGGAGAGAGAGAGGG
Molecule: messenger RNA, 1704 nt
Organism: Clupea harengus (Atlantic herring)
Lineage: Eukaryota; Metazoa; Chordata; Actinopteri; Clupeiformes; Clupeidae
Product: heparan sulfate 6-O-sulfotransferase 1a
Cellular component (GO): membrane
Molecular function (GO): heparan sulfate 6-sulfotransferase activity
Source: RefSeq, a predicted model, not a curated record